Messenger RNA from Protomyces lactucae-debilis, 1829 nucleotides. RefSeq lists its product as uncharacterized. Bases 98 to 1429 code for a protein of 443 amino acids. The record is from RefSeq and is a predicted model, not a curated record. The transcript has a single exon. NCBI's taxonomy places the organism in Eukaryota, Fungi, Ascomycota, Taphrinomycetes, Taphrinales, Protomycetaceae. Gene Ontology annotation, cellular component: nucleus. Gene Ontology annotation, molecular function: cis-regulatory region sequence-specific DNA binding; protein binding.
AUAUUUUCUGGCGGUGACGACUGCACUAACCCUAACUGCACUAACCCUGGCAGCAAACAGCCGUUGACUUGCCGUGACUGCUUGUUGGUCUACACCCAUGACAACCGCUUAUGCUCUCAGGCGGCAUCCGAAUGGCAUCAGACCAGCGGGGAAUUAUGCUCCAAGGGGACAAAGAGGAUCUCGUCUAGCCCAGCUGCCAGAAGAACUUCUCCUAUUGCUCUAUUCUUUGCUAGAAACGCCUGAUUUGCUCAGUCUGUGCCACACGGCCAAGCUCUUUUAUGCAUAUUCACUUUCGGAAGAGAUCUGGAAGGAACGCUAUGUGGAAAAGCAGCGAGACGACGACUGGCGCGGAUCUUGGCGAGAAACAUGUCUAAAGUGCAAGACUGACGUUCAGGUGUCUUGCUCCUCUGAUUUGCUCUUUACACCCUUUGCCAAUGCUCAGCUGGACAUCCGUGCCUUUUUGCCUACCAAGCAAUCACACAUGAUUGCUCGCCACGAGACCAUGUCCCUCGAACAAUUUCAAGCGCAUCAGCAUGCGCCAUUCAUCUUGACUAAAGCGAUCCAAGAAUGGCCGGCGCUAAGCUGGUCUUGUGAGUCGCUCCUAUCCACAUUUGCAAAGACGCGCUUCAGAGCAGAGUGUGUCGACUGGCCGCUUGAACGCUAUGUGCGGUAUAUGCGGGACAACCAAGACGAGUCGCCAUUGUACCUAUUCGAUGCUCGCUUUGGUGAAAAGAUAUCAAAGGACGGCAAAAGUCUUGCCCAUGACUACUCCUUACCGACAUGCUUCGCAGAAGAUGCCUUUAAUCUGCUGGCUGAUGACCGGCCUGAUCAUCGCUGGCUGAUACUUGGACCAGCAAACAGUGGCUCCACCUUUCACAAAGAUCCCAAUGGUACUUGCGCCUGGAAUGCCGUCUUGUCGGGAAGUCAAAAUGCAGGCAAGUACUGGAUCAUGUUUCCGCCGCGCAUUACACCGCCUGGCGUGUAUGUCUCCUCAGAUGAAAGCGAAGUUACCUCGCCUUUGUCCAUUGCCGAAUGGCUCCAAGGAUUUCACGCUGCAGCUCGCAAGAUGCCUGAUAUGCGUGAAGGCGUAUGUGCGCCAGGCGAAGUUCUGUACGUGCCAAGCGGCUGGUGGCAUCUUGUUGUCAACUUGGACGAGUGCCUGGCAUUGACGCAGAAUUUCGUUCCACGCGGGUAUAUCGGCGCAGUCUUGCGAUUCCUCAGGGACAAGCCAGAUCAGGUGAGUGGAUUUGGAGAAUUGAAGCAACAGCCGUAUGAAGUCUUUCGACAACGCGCUGCAGAAGCUUUUCCCGAGGAAGUGGCUGCUUUCGAGAAGGAUGAGCCAACGGUAUGGCAGAAGUUGACGCAUGACAAGAAGUCCGCAUCCUUCUCAUUCGGUUUUGCGUGCGACAGCGAUGGAGAGUCUGAUUAGUGCACUUGUAGGACUUAGAUUUGCCACAGAGCCACGUCCAUCUGAAUUCAACGACAUCCUCGAGCAGCUUUGGGCAUCCAUGAACGAAAGCAACUCGCCACAUGGCCAAAGCAAAGCAGCUGGCAGGAAAGCCGGCAAGAAUUGUCUUUCCAGCUAUACCCAUUCGCUCUCAUUCCUUUACUGAUCAAGUACGCGUGCAAGAGCUUAUUGAUGAUCAGAUUCUGAUAGUCUGCAACCUCUUUCCUCCUACAGUCAGGUUGGCCUAUAGACGCUUCUUUGAGACAGAAAUUGCCGCGAGACUCAGUCAGCCUGUAGCUCCAAAACGAGGCGAGGCGACUCGGACAAACGAACGCUUCUCGCAGCAUGAUGAAGAGUUCGCAGCACAUCUAUAUCAGGCAAG